UUUGAUUAUAAAGAAUUAAAAUAAAAAAAUCUCCCAAAAAAUAAUUAUACUAUUACUAUAAAAAAUCCAUAUGAAAAUGCAUAAAAACAUUGAUUUUUGGGCGAGUACACAAACGCGGCAUUAGGCCGACCGCCGCCCCACGCCUGCUGCCGCCACAAGACACUUCCUCCGGCCGCCGCGCCAGAGGUUCUCGCAUACAACCGAUUAAUCUAUACUCAUAGGCUGCGAGUUCCGUAACUGUUUCACCCCAAAAUAUGGGCAAGAAAGGCCCAAACUCGAGAGAAGGAAGUGGUGUUUGGGCCAGCGGCAUAGCAUCCAUACCCCCAUUGAGCACCUUUUUUGGCACGCGAUUAGCUGCUUACUCUGAGUCCUGGGGUUUGGCUCCCGACCCUUCUUUGGUCUCUUGUCAAAGGUGCGAAUCCGUUCUUCAACCCGGCUACAAUUAUACCAUUCGAGUCAAGAAGAGCAACAGAAAGGCCCACCGCCACAAGAACAAAAAAUCCAGAAUUCUUCUAGGGCAUUCUUCUUCUUCUCCCUUCCAUUCUCCAUCCAAACCCUACCGCGCUCUCAUCUCCGUUCAUCGAUCGGUGAUUGAGAAAAUGCAACAUCAGAGGCUGAAGCAGCAGCAGGCCUUGAUGCAACAAGCCCUUCUUCAACAACAGCCUCUCUACCAUCCUGGCCUCAUAGCUGCUCCACCGAUUGAGCCCAUUCCAAGUGGAAAUCUGCCUCCUGGGUUUGAUCCAAGCACAUGUCGUAGUGUGUAUGUUGGGAAUAUUCACCCCCAGGUGACUGAACUACUUUUGCAGGAAGUUUUCUCAAAUGCUGGUUUGGUUGAAAGUUGCAAGCUUAUAAGAAAGGAAAAUUCAUCCUAUGGGUUCGUUCAUUAUUAUGAUCGUAGAUUUGCUUCUUUGGCUAUACUAUCACUAAAUGGGAGGCAACUGUUUGGCCAGCCUAUUAAAGUUAACUGGGCAUACACCAGUACUCAGAGAGAAGAUACUUCAAGUCAUUACAAUAUAUUUGUGGGUGACCUUAGCCAUGAAGUUACUGAUGCCAUGUUAUUUGCUUGCUUCUCUGUUUACCCAAGCUGUUCUGAUGCAAGGGUCAUGUGGGACCAGAAGACUGGACGGUCUAGGGGUUUUGGAUUUGUCUCUUUCAGAAACCAACAGGAUGCCCAAAGUGCCAUCAAUGAUGUAACAGGGAAAUGGCUUGGCAGUAGACAGAUUCGUUGUAACUGGGCUACAAAAGGUGCUAAUUCCAAUGAUGAUAUACAGAGCUCUGAUGCAAGAAGUGUUGUAGAGCUAACAAAUGGCUCAUCAGAUGACGGUAAAGAAGCACAAAACAGUGAAGCUCCUGAGAAUAACCCACAAUACACAACUGUGUAUGUGGGAAAUCUUGCUCCUGAGGUAACACAGCUUGACCUUCAUCGGCACUUCCAUGCCCUGGGUGCAGGGUCAAUUGAGGAAGUUCGUGUCCAACGUGAUAAGGGAUUUGGUUUUGUGAGAUACAGCACCCAUGAAGAGGCUGCGCUGGCUAUUCAGAUUGGAAAUUCUCCAUCACUUCUUAGUGGAAAACAAAUUAAGUGCUCGUGGGGAAACAAACCAACACCGCCAGGAACAGUGUCGAACCCACUUCCGCCGCCAGAACCCUUGCAGGCCAUGUCAGCAGCCGAUGUCAUGAUGUACGGGCGGAUGAGCAAGAUGGCGGGAGGAAUACAUGGCGGCCUAAGUCAACACCCAUUGAAUCAAUUUGGGUCAAUGGGCAUUGGAGGAGUUGCAGGAGCAAGCCAGGCCAUAUUAGACGGUGGCUUCCAGAGUGUCGCAGCUGCACAGCAGCUCAUGUACUACCAGUGAAGAUCUGAGAAGAGAUAUGCCUAUUACCGUAGGGAUAUUGCCAUCUCCCCCCCCUUCCCCCCCUCCUAUCUCUUGAAUUUGAGUCUCAUUACUAUUUUUUUUUCACUUCUUCUGUUGAAACGUAUUAGUAGUAAAUAUCCCUGAUUAUCAACUCAUUUUCUCACUGAAAACUGUUACUGAUUAUUUCCCUCUAAAAGUUGCGGUG
Molecule: messenger RNA, 2055 nt
Organism: Cuscuta campestris
Lineage: Eukaryota; Viridiplantae; Streptophyta; Magnoliopsida; Solanales; Convolvulaceae
Source: the annotation of a GenBank genome assembly